Messenger RNA from Andrographis paniculata, 1994 nucleotides. Its product is annotated as protein WHAT'S THIS FACTOR 1 homolog, chloroplastic. NCBI's taxonomy places the organism in Eukaryota, Viridiplantae, Streptophyta, Magnoliopsida, Lamiales, Acanthaceae. Gene Ontology annotation, molecular function: RNA binding. The coding region runs from base 523 to 1698 and encodes 391 amino acids. The transcript is spliced from 3 exons. The record is from RefSeq and is a predicted model, not a curated record.
AAGACGACGGAGAACUGAAAUUGAAAUUAGUUAACCGAUAGGGUUUACAAGAAAUUAUGGGCUUGGGCCGAAUGGGUGAAGACAAAUUUGGGCCGUUAAUUGCAAUCGACGGCCGAUUUGCUUUUCGAUGAAAUGUGCGUUACACCUGACGAUGAUGGCGGGAAUUUCAUAAUCUCAUCUUCCAAAGAAUCUAAUUUUAGCUAAUCGCACCAAAUUCGAGGCUGUGCUGAAGCUUUCGGCAACGUCAAUGGCGUUUGAAUGCAAAAUAUGCGAUUGCGCGACGCAUUGAAGAUUAUUUCUAAUUCAUGGGAAAAAAAUUUGAUGAAUCCGUUUGCCACUGGAAAUUUUUGGGAGAUUUCUUCACGUUGCAGUUCAUGAUCUUCGUGGAUUUUUGGUUGGAACAAUCUAGAGAAGUUUUGAAAUUUGGCAGGAAGGUUUGUACUGAAACUGUUCGACGAAUUGCCUGUGAAGAAUCUUUGCACAGCAACUGUUCGACGAAUUCCCCGUGAAGAAUCUUGCAAAAUGCAUCGAUGUUUGAAGAGUUUUGUGAUAAAUAAAAAUGGAAUGUUCGAUGCUAUGUCGGGUUAUUACAGGAUGAAUUACAGGAUGAUUCAUAAGAGCAGCGUUGGAAGAAAGCCGAAGAAGAAGAUAUACCACAGGGUACAUGAGCUUGACAGGGUGAUGGAGCUUCAAAAGAAGCCAUCAAUGGUGCUAAACUUGGUUUCAAUUAUCCAAUCUCAGAAAAAAGAUAGUCUUCUUCUCAGGGAUCUCGAGAAAUCCGUUGGUUUUGUGGAGAAAUGGAAUUACAUGGCUAUUAUCAAUAAGUAUCCGUCGAUUUUUCGCGUUAUUGGUGGCCAAAUUGAGAGGUCUCCUCCUGGUGUUACAUUAAGUGACAAAGCUAAAGAAAUUGCAUCACUGGAAUCGGAAGUGAUUGCGCAAAUGGAACCGAUUUUGGUUACAAAUUUGCAGAAGCUGUUGAUGCUUUCAAUCGAUUGUAGAUUGCCUUUCGACAACAUUGAAUUGAUCAGUAGUGAGUUGGGAUUGCCUGAUGAUUUCAAGAAUUCAUUGAUUCCGAAGUAUCCUCAGUUUUUUCGAUUGGUCGAGGUUAAUGGCAAGGAAUAUUUAUCAUUAGAGAAUUGGGAUUCGUCGUUAGCAGUGACUGCUCGCGAGGAAAGUGCGGGGAAGAUGGCGUCGAACGGGGGAUCAUUAAGGGGCAAUGUUUCGAAAGAUGGAAAUUAUUGGUACCCGUCUUCAUUUCGACUGAAAUUCCCUGCCGGUUUUAGGCCAAAUGUUAGUUAUCUCGAGGAAGUCAAGAGAUGGCAGAGAAUGGAAUUCCCUUCGCCAUACUUAAACGCAAAGAGAUUCGAAGCGGCAGAUCCAAAAGCUCGAAAAAGGGCAGUGGCAGUGAUUCAUGAGCUUCUAAGUUUGACGAUGGAGAAAAGAUUAACUUCGGCUCACCUCGAUGCCUUCCAUAACGAAUACCGUUUACCGGCAAGAUUACUUCUUUGUUUGAUCAAGAAUCAUGGCAUUUUUUACAUAACUAAUAAAGGAGUAAAAAGCACUGUGAUUCUUAAGGAGGCUUAUGAUGGUUCUAACUUGAUCAAGAAAUGUCCUUUAUUGGAAUUCAGGGACAAAUUUGUGGCUCUAAUGGGUAGAAGAGAUCCUAUGGUGUUUUGUCUGCAGGUCCACAAUUUAUGAAAGUUUGAGGCCAUUUUCGAUUUCCCCACAAAGGAUCAGGUUUCUGAUACCAACCUGGAAAUUUGGGGAGGAUCUUCAUCUCCUCCACCACCACCACCACCACUACCACUACCACUACCACUACCACUGGUCAGUAAAUCAAUAGCUUCGGGACCCUCUUUAACCACUAUAUAUAUAUAUAUAUAAAUUCAUCAUUUUAUUUUUUUUCUUAUUAGUUUUUAAUUUGAUUGAGCAUUAACUACGGAUGAGGUUGAUUAAGAGUAUUUGAUUUGUGAAAGAUUUUAUAGUUGUUGUGC